GCAAAGGAGCAACUGAGACCAGAGGGGCAGGGAGUGCAGCAGGCAAAGAGGAACCUACCAGGCACUAAAUCUCUGCACAUGGACUUGUUGGGACAGUCAGUAGGCAGCACCUGAGAGGCAGAGGAGCUCAUACCUGCAGACUUUUAUGUUUUGUGAUAGGAAGCAGUUUAUGCUUCAAGGAGAAAAGGAGAAGACUGUGCAUAGAUCAAUACUGGACCUCAUCCAUCUCCUCCUGAGCUCUAGUUCUUUCUGCAUCCCUGCGGACUCACGGCGUGCCAACAGACGCGCCGGUCUGACCUGCAUCUGUAGAUGAAAGCCCAACUUGUGCGGCUCGUGCAGCUUUUCCAGCUACCACACCAGUUUGCUGCAGCCUGGAUCCACUGCUCAGUGUGAGAGACAGCGGGAGAGAGCGAGGGAAAAAGAGAAGAUUGCCAUCCAUCUCCAGCCCCCACGGCCCACCCUCAGCUUCGGACGCCCCUCCUCUCUGCCUCUUCUUUUGCCCCCUGUACCCCCCGCCACCACCACCACCACCACCACACCCCCACCCCCUCCAACACCUCACCCCCCAACAGAGCAGAAAGCGUGAAAAAUCUCACUAAUGGGUUUAUUUGCUGUCAGAUCUGCACCGAUCUGUCAUUCCCUUGGACCACUCUGCUUGACACAUUUCAUAGUUGAGUAAGCCUCCUGGCUUUCUGGCUAGACUUAACAGUGCCCCUGCAACGUUGUGCUGGCUGAGAGCUCAUCAACACAGGAGCAACGGCGGCAGCAGUCGGUCUGACAGUCUCGUGGACAGGGAGUCCCUGAAGCUGCAUUCCUCCAGUCUCCCUCUCUCCCCGACUUUGUGAGCCUUGUGGGCAUCCUCAGCUUCUGUUAACCACACGACUGGUCCUCUCCCAGAAGAUUUGGGUUGCUUCUGCAGGGAUUCUGGUGCUGAUCGAACGAGUGUGAAGAUGUGGUGUGGGGCUGGGCCUCUGGCCGUGGUGGCUGCAGUGUUUUGGACUCAGUGUGUCCUUCUGGAUGGGGUGGAUGCCAAGAAGGAGAGAAAGAGGCCAAAGGAGGCCACUCCACAACACACUGAGACGUACAAUGCAACUCUGUCCAACAGUGAAGAGGUCGGUGGAAGCAUCAAGAUUUCUGAUCACCAGAGGGUGGAUCCACUGGGGUCAUGGAUGGAUUUUGUUAAAAGACCAGUUGGAAACUUCCCUGGAAAGUGUCGCAAACGCAAACGGCCCCUGCCAGGCCCACCUGGUCCUCCUGGUCCUCCUGGUCCCCAGGGACCUCCUGGCUCUCCUGGGGCUGAAGUGACCCAAGAGGUUCUUCUCCAGGAGUUCAAAGAGAUGAUUAAAGAGGCUACAGAGAGGAGAGCAGCAGCACUCGACAGACAAACCAGCCCCAGCCAGUUACCUACAGCCCUCCUCACCCUGGAGGGGAUGACCUCCUACCGCCGAAUAGAAGAGGCUUUCCACUGCAAGCUCAAGGGACCUGUGGUGGUGGACAAGAAGACUCUGGUGGAGCUCCAGAACUUUCAGACACCACCGGCUAAAGGAGCAUUCCUCAGAGGGUCAGGAAUGGACCAGUCUACAGGGAGGUUCACAGCUCCCAUCACUGGGAUCUACCAGUUCUCCGCUAACGUCCACAUUGAUCACAAUGAGGUGAAGAGGAGCAAGAGUCAGCUGAAGGCCAGAGACAAUGUUCGGGUGUUGAUCUGCAUCGAGUCCCUCUGUCACAGAUACACUUCACUGGAGAUGAUUGUUGGAUUAGAAAGUAACAGCAAGAUAUUCACCGUCAGUGUGCAGGGCCUGCUGGAGCUACAGGCUGGGCAGUACACCUCCAUAUUUGUGGAUAACGCAGCUGGUGCUUCCAUUACAAUACAGAAUGGUUCAGAUUUCAUGGGCAUGCUACUUGGUGUAUAGCCUUACAUGUUAGCAGGGCAUCUUCCCAGCCGUCCACUGCUGCCAUUUUGUUUCGUUUAAUGGACUGCUCAUGAGCACCAUAACACAGGACCAAAUCACAGGGGAGUUUUGAAGGAAUGAAGUAAGGCUAACACUGGCUUGGCUGCUUGUCAGAUGGUGAAAGGACAAUGUGAAGGACUCAAGGACUGAGUUUGUUUUUCACAGUGCACUGCCACUUCCCCCAGGAACUUGGAUGCAUGUUGCUUCACCAAUAAAAUAACCUGAAAAUAAAACAGAUGAAUAUGUUUGUUACAGUAUAUUUUUCAUGGUUGUUGGAAGACCUUGCAGUAAACCAAGCAGUUUUUUUUAAUGUUCUCUGUAGUUUUUGGAAAAGCUAGGGAACAAGAAAUAGUACAUUUGUGCAUUUAAUGUAUAUUGACAUAUUGUUUUUGUUUAUUCUAUCUGUUGUGUAAACACUCUCGAACUAUUAUUUUUUUUGGAUUAAAAUUCACUUUUAUAUAUGUUA
Messenger RNA from Amphiprion ocellaris (clown anemonefish), 2418 nucleotides. RefSeq names its product C1q and TNF related 12 (gene c1qtnf12). Gene Ontology annotation, molecular function: hormone activity. NCBI's taxonomy places the organism in Eukaryota, Metazoa, Chordata, Actinopteri, Pomacentridae. Bases 951 to 1913 code for a protein of 320 amino acids. The transcript has 8 exons. The record is from RefSeq and is a predicted model, not a curated record.